Alosa alosa (allis shad) is the source of this 3774-nucleotide messenger RNA. RefSeq names its product SRSF protein kinase 3-like. Gene Ontology annotation, biological process: spliceosomal complex assembly; regulation of mRNA processing; protein phosphorylation. Bases 1 to 1968 code for a protein of 655 amino acids. Gene Ontology annotation, molecular function: protein kinase activity; ATP binding. The transcript has 15 exons. The record is from RefSeq and is a predicted model, not a curated record. Lineage: Eukaryota; Metazoa; Chordata; Actinopteri; Clupeiformes; Clupeidae.
AUGUGGCUGCUGGACUGGAUCGUCUCGCUCAACUCCGCGGUGGUGAAGCUCGCCAGCGGCCUGAGGUGCAAUCCGCUGGGGAGGCCCCAGCAGACCGACUCCCCCCUCCCAGAGACAGACGAGAUCCUGGGCUCAGAUGACGAGGAGCAGGAGGACCCCAAUGACUACUGCAAGGGUGGCUAUCACCACGUGAAGAUCGGUGACCUGUUUAACGGACGCUACCAUGUGAUCCGGAAGCUUGGCUGGGGUCACUUCUCCACUGUGUGGUUGGCCUGGGACGUCCAGGGUAAGCGGUUCGUGGCCAUGAAGGUGGUGAAAAGUGCAGAGCACUACACAGAGACGGCUCUGGAUGAGAUCAAACUGCUGCGCGCAGUGCGGAACAGUGACCUCGGCGACCCCUGCAGAGAGAAAGUGGUGCAGCUUCUGGACGACUUCAAGAUCUCCGGCGUCAAUGGCACCCAUGUGUGUAUGGUGUUUGAAGUCCUCGGCCACCACCUGCUUAAGUGGAUCAUUAAGUCCAAUUACCAAGGUCUGCCUCUAGCCUGUGUGAAGAGCAUCAUCCGACAGGUUCUGCAGGGUCUGGACUACCUGCACAAUAAGUGUAAGAUCAUCCACACGGACAUCAAGCCAGAGAACAUCCUGCUGAGCGUCAACGAGCCGUACGUCCGGCGACUGGCUGCAGAGGCCAGCGAGUGGCAGCGCACAGGAGGACCGCCUCCAUCAGGGUCCGCAGUGAGUACAGCUCCGGCUCAAAAACAACCCCAGAAGAUGUCUAAGAACAGGAAGAAGAAGCUGAAGAAGAAGCAGAAGAAGCAGGCUGAGCUGCUGGAGAAGCGCAACCUGGAGCUGGGCGAUGGACAGCGCCCCCUAGAGGCCGGAGACGACGAGGAAGAGGACGAGGACACGGACGCGCCCGACAGAGCGCCGUCUGCCACACCCUCCAACCAGCACACCUUACACACACCCAGCAGGGAGUGUGUGAGCGAGGUUUGGAACCAGCAGAACGAGCCGGAGUGUGCGAUGGACGUCACCUGCAACGGGCACGUCGGGGAGAACCUGAAAGAGAGCACCCACAUGCAGGGGCACACGCCCGAUGCAGAGGACGACGAAGAAGAACCUCAGAAUCCGUACGCCGACAACUGCAGCACCACCACGGAGACCCAGCCAAGCCCCGCCUACCUGCCCUGCAACGACAGUGCACCCGUCGCCAUGGCGAUGCCCGGCGAGGCUGGCGAGCAGGCGUGUGGAGGCGGCACAGACGGUAACGGGCCUUCAGUGAUUGGUUCAGUAGAGGGGCGGGCAAACAGGGCACCGCAGGAGGAGGAGGAGAGGAAGCAGGAAGUAGAGGACAGGAAACAGGAAGCCCUCUGCGGGGAGGCGGAUGGCACCGCGGAACAGGAGGAGGACCCUGCUAAGGUGCCGCCCGGCUGUCUGUUGUUGAACCCUCUGGACCCUCUGAAUGCAGAUCAAAUCCAGGUGAAGAUAGCUGACCUAGGCAACGCCUGUUGGGUGCACAAGCACUUCACCGACGACAUCCAGACGCGGCAGUACCGGUGUCUGGAGGUCCUGAUCGGAUCGGGCUACGGCACACCUGCGGACAUCUGGAGCACCGCCUGCAUGGCAUUUGAGUUGGCGACAGGAGACUACCUGUUCGAGCCUCACUCUGGGGAGGACUACUCUCGAGAUGAAGAUCACAUCGCUCUGAUCAUUGAGCUCCUGGGGAAGAUUCCACGCAAACUCAUCCUGAAUGGCAAAUAUUCCAAAGAGUUCUUCAACAAGAAAGGUGAGCUAAGGCACAUCAGUAAGCUGAAGCCUUGGGGUCUGCUGUGUGUGUUGCUGGAGAAGUACGAGUGGCCGAGGGAGGAAGCCCAGAGCUUCACCAGCUUCCUGCUGCCCAUGCUGGACCUGGUGCCCGAGAAGCGCGCCUCUGCCGCCGAGUGUCUGCGCCACCCUUGGCUCGCCUCCUAGUGGCCGGAGGCCAACACUGCACAACGCAACCACAAACCUGCAGUCUGACCCUCGCACACCGGGGUGCUGACCUGCACAUCAUAUCCAAGCACAGACAGGCACACACAUGCCCGCGCUCACACACACACACACGCACACACACACACACACACACACACACACACACGUAACUGACUGCCAUGUCUGCUUUCAGUAACCGUGAUAUAAACAGAUGGUGACUGCGCCAAACUUGAGGUCCAACUAAUCAGAUUUAAUAUCUAUUUAUUUCUGAUGUUUUCUUUUAUUCUGUUUGUUUGUUUGUUUGUUUGUGUUGUUUAAUGGAGUUUACUUGACUUGCAGCUCUUAGUCUGUGUUGGCUUCUAUUGUGUUGAGUCUGUACCUGCGGUCUGAAGGCGCGGCACACGCCCAAGAGGCCCGACAAACAAACGCGCUUUUGACCGCUCACCGCAUCAGUGAUGCCCAAGAGGCUCUACAGUCGUGCUUUUCUCCGUUCGCUGCGUCCGUGAUUCUCAAGAGGCCCUACAAACAAACGUGCUUUUCUUCGUUCGUUAGUGCGUUAGUGAUGCCCUUUUUCAGCAUCGCCUGGCUCUCUCUCUUCCUUCUUUGUUUUCUCCUGGGCUCUAUGAUCAGCACCUUCGGAUACCAUCAUCAUCAUCAUCAUCAUCAAUCAUCAUCAUUAUGAUCGUUAUCAUCAGUCGUGUUUCUGGUCAUCACAGGGCAGGUUUGAUUCCUGGGGAGACUGGCUAUAAAAACAUAACUAAAUAAAAAAUAAUAAUAGUAGUAGUCUGAGACUCAUGAAUGAAGAAUCUCCCAGGAGAAUGCAGACCUCAUUUGAGCCAUGAAGUGGCCUCUUGAAACCCAGAAAAGGGAGAGGGAGUGUGUGUGUGUGUGUGAGAGUGAACUGGACUGAAUGACGUUCCUCCUCACUGAGAUGUGAGUGGCCACUUAAAGCACUGAAAGAAGCAGCACUUCACUCCUCAUGCCUUUCUCUCCUUCCCUCUCCCUGUCUCACUUUCUCUCUCCCCCUCCCUCUCUCUCUCUCCCUCUGUCUGUCUCUCUCUCUCUCUCGCGCGCGGAUCAUUAGACCACUCUCAGUAUCCACACCAGCAUGGCUCACUGGUCGUUAACUCGCCCUCCCUGCAACAAUGUGAAUAGUGAAUUAUCUCGUUUUUUUUUUUAUUCCGUUUGGUUUCGUUGUUUGUUUUCCUGGCUCAGCUGCCAGCCGCCUGUGUUAUAAUAUCAUGACUAAAACCACGCACCGUUGUACAUAGUCGUACCAAAGAGAUGGCCUUUAUUUUCAGCGGUGUAGAAUAUCAGCAGCGCACAGUAACAGUUCUGGGAGCUCACGCCAAGAGAGCACGGGCGAGGGGAGACCGCAGUCGGACGGUCACCGAGGCAGAGAGACCGCAGUCGUACAGUCACCGGGCGGGUCUGUUGCGGACGUGGGAGCAGCUCUGCUCCUUUCGUGUGGCCUUGCCUUGUAUCUGUGAGGAGGGGUUUUUUUCUAGACUUUUCUCCGCUUUUCUAAAUGUUCUUUUCAGACCAGCGUGGCUGCACUCUGUGAUGAGUGCGGAUCUGAAGUGCAGUACGUUAGAGGAAACACAGAGGAUGGACUUUAAAAAAAAAAACAAAAAAACAAACAAGUUUAAAAAAUGCCUGCCGGAUGCUUGCUUUUGCUCUCUGUCCCUUUCUAAACGUCCCUUUUCCUUUCUCGACUCCUCUUCGCCGCCUUUGAUAGUCCACUGCUCUGUUAAAAAGAACUAGAACCUUUUAUGUUGUUACCGCAAAUAAAGACUUUGAAAUGGC